Molecule: messenger RNA, 1553 nt
Organism: Gasterosteus aculeatus aculeatus (three-spined stickleback)
Lineage: Eukaryota; Metazoa; Chordata; Actinopteri; Perciformes; Gasterosteidae
Source: RefSeq, a predicted model, not a curated record
AAGCACUGUAAUUUUCAAAGAGUGGAUCAUGUUUAGCAUGAUUCGUUUCCCUCUUAACCAAUUCACCCAAUUCACUUUCCUUUACUUCACUUUCAUGGAACAUUCCACCAAGGAUCAAGUUUCAUAAUGACAAAGCAGGUUCCUGACGGCAGUCGUACUCAUUGUGAAGGUUUCUGUGAUUGUUGUGUGUUGUUAAGGGGUGUGUGCUCGAACCGCUGGUCCUCUGAGGAGAGGUUAGAUGGGAAAACAGUCAUCAUCACCGGAGCCAACACUGGUAUUGGAAAAGAAACGGCCAGGGACCUGGCAAGAAGAGGCGCACGCAUCGUCAUGGCUUGCAGAGACCUGGAGAGGGCCGAGGAAGCCCGAACGGACAUUUUGGAAGACACAGGAAAUGAGAACGUGGUCAUCAGGAAACUGGAUCUCUCGGACACGAAAUCCAUCAGAGUGUUUGCUGAGCUCAUCAACAAAGAGGAGAAACAAGUGAAUAUCCUGGUAAACAACGCGGGCGUCAUGAUGUGUCCCUACUCCAAGACCGUUGACGGGUUCGAAAUGCAGUUAGGCGUCAAUCACUUGGGGCAUCUCCUAUUGACUUACCUGCUGCUGGACCUCAUCAAGCGCUCUGCUCCUGCCCGUAUUGUCGUCGUGGCAUCGGUGGCUCACACUUGGACCGGAAUUCGACUGGAUGACAUCAACAGUGAGAGGAGUUACGACACCAUGAAGGCCUAUGGGCAGAGCAAACUGGCCAACGUCCUCUUUGCACGCUCACUUGCCAAACUAUUGCAAGGUACGGGGGUGAGUGUGUUCUCUCUGCACCCGGGGGUGGUGCAAUCUGACCUGUGGAGACAUCAGCACCAAUGCAUCCAGGUGGCAGUGAAGAUCUUCAGGGUUUUUACCAAGACAACACUGGAGGGAGCACAGACCACCAUCUACUGCGCUGUGGAGCCAGGCCUGGACAGCCAGAGCGGGGGGUACUUCAGUGACUGCGCUCCUGCUAGGUGCUCAAGGGCGGCUUCGGAUGAAGAUUUGGCCCAAAAGCUGUGGGAGAUCAGCUGCAACAUGCUUGGCAUCACCUGGCAGUGAACAGUGUUGAAUGAGCUGUGCAGUGAAAUAACAUUGUAUGAUGUGUUAGAGAGCACUUUCACACACUUGUACAUAGGCAUUCAUGUUACUGUUACUGAUGUGCUCUUUAUAAAUCAAAGUACCGACAGGUCAAAACGUUUAGGCUCUUUUAUUUUGUAUAAAUAUCAAAAUUACAUUUUUUGUCAAAUUGUGUUUUUCAAGCAAGGUUGCAUGACAAAACUGUCUAUCUACUAUACUUUACUGACCCAAGUGGGCAUUCUUUAUUGAGACCGUUUUUUAAUCUUGAGUGCAGUUGCGCUUCUGUCUUGUUGUUGUAAAUGUUAAAAGCGAUCCGCCAGCAUGGUCUAAACGUGUUUUCAUUGGACAGCCCUCUAUCACCUGCAACUUCAAAUGCAAGCUGAAGAAUGGAAAAAAAUUUGUCAAGAAACGGCCUGUAUGUAAAAAUUAAACUAGACCGGUGGACAUAUUGCAAA